Molecule: messenger RNA, 2882 nt
Organism: Megalobrama amblycephala (Wuchang bream)
Lineage: Eukaryota; Metazoa; Chordata; Actinopteri; Cypriniformes; Xenocyprididae
Gene: b3glcta
Product: beta 3-glucosyltransferase a
Exons: 15
Coding region: 369-1859 (496 amino acids)
Cellular component (GO): membrane
Molecular function (GO): acetylglucosaminyltransferase activity
Source: RefSeq, a predicted model, not a curated record
CGUUUCAAAGAAUCAAAUGAAACCAUGUUUUGAACAACAUGAGUAGGCUAAAUGAUGACGGUUUCGUUGUGUUGUCAGUUAACGUUACAUUUGGCAAUUAUCAUUUUUUAACCAACUACCCCUUUAAUAAACAUUUUAACCGCACUUAUGUUAGUGACUAGCACUGCCCCUUUUGUCGUAGUUAGCGAUGUGACCACGAGAGGGCGCAGCCGAGACGCGCUUUCAACAGGAAAUGUCCUCGCAAAACAAAGCUGGGUAAUGAUCGGCACGCACAGUAGUGAGUGUUGGAUACAAGCUCAGUGCAAACAUUCUGCUACAGCACAAUUACAGCGAGCUGUCUGCGUGCGCUAUCCGCGCUUCUUCUUACUAUGAUUCCCAUAAACUCUCAAUACGGAUACAGUGUUGCCCGGUAUUUCUUGCUUUUAUCGCUUGUGCCCCUCAUCACUGCAAAAGGAGAUGAUGUGGAAAGUCCUGAAAAGAUCCAUGACGCUGAAAAACCUCACUCUGAGAGUCAACUCGACUUGAGACAAGUGGUGUUUGUCAUCCAGAGCCAGAGGAACUCUUUCCAUGUGCAGCAGGCAGAAAAACUCAGAAAAGACCUUCUUCUACAGUCACAAUCUCUUCAAGAGAGUCCCCCUGUCAUCCUGCUCCUGCACACACUGUCAGACAAUGAGGGAGACUGGAGCAUUCUCCCACUGCUGCCUUACUUGUCAUCACAGUUUGGCAAGAACUCUUCUUGGAUAAUGUUUCUGGAGGAGGACACCAGAGUGAAACUCCAAAAACUUCAGGACGUCCUCAAAACAUUUGACUGCAGAAAAGAGUGGUUUCUUGGCAAGCCACUACAUGAUGAAGAGUCCACCAUCAUCCAUCAUUAUGCCUUUUCUGAGAACCCAGCGGUUUUCGAGUACCCAGAUUUCUCUGCAGGAUGGGCGCUCAGCUUCCCUCUUGUCAACAGGUUAACAAGUAAAAUUGAAGAGGAGCCUUUAAAAUCGGACUUCACCAUAGAUCUAAAACAUGAGGUGGCGCUGUACAUCUGGGAGGACGGAAAGGGACCUCGACUGACAGGGGUUCCAGAACUUUGCACGCUGCCAGAGCACAAUCCAAGAGCGCAAUACUGUGCCACCACUGUCAGCAGCCAUUCACCACUGUGUGGCCAGCCUGUUAGGAGUGAAAACAUCUUUGUAGCGGUCAAAACUUGUAAGAAGUUUCAUUCCGACAGAGUUCCUGUGGUGAAGAAGACUUGGGGUAAACAAGCCUCACUGCUGGAGUAUUACAGCGAUUACGCUGAUCCCUCUAUACCGACCAUCAAUCUGGGAGUGCCAAACACAGAAAGGGGUCACUGUGGGAAAACAUUCGCCAUCUUAAGGAGAUUUUUGAGCAGUCACGUGCCCAAGACCGAUUGGCUGUUAAUAGUAGAUGAUGAUACUCUUAUAAGCUUGCCCAGACUGCAGGCCUUGCUGAGCUGCUAUGACUCCAGAGAUCCGGUGUGUCUGGGAGAGCGCUAUGGGUAUGGACUGGGUCAGGGAGGAUACAGUUACAUCACUGGUGGUGGAGGGAUGGUGUUCAGUCGAGAGGCUGUGGUCCAGCUGUUGGCCAGCGGAUGUAAGUGCUACAGUAACGAUGCCCCUGAUGACAUGGUGUUGGGCAUGUGUCUCAAUGCUCUACGAGUUCCUGUUACACACAGUCCCCUGUUUCACCAGGCUCGUCCAGAGGAUUAUGCAAGGGAGUUUUUAGCCCACCAAACCCCAAUUUCCUUCCACAAACACUGGAACAUAGACCCUAUUGCGGUGUUUAACAAGUGGUUGAAGAACGGCAAACACACAGAAGGACUACAGAAAAGCACUAAAGAAGAAUUAUAGUGUUUGUGUGUGCGUGUAGUAGUAGUGAGAAGUGUGUAUGUCUGGUCUGACAUGUAAUAAUGUUAUUCUGCGUCCUUCAUUGUUAUAUAUGUUUUCAAUUUUGUGAAUCUUGGAAGGAUGCUUUCUGGUCUGUAUGAAUGUCCUUUACUGUGUUUUCUUGGGAGUUGCAUGUGUCAGAUGUCCAAAAUAUUUAUAUUCCAACCUGCCCAAGGUUAUCUGUAGGUUUGUUUUUAAACAUCUUUGUUUUCUUAAAGAUUUGAAUUAUGUGUGAAUUAUAAUUUUGAAAUGUAUGAUAAACUUCAAAUCCUGUUGCCUUAAAUUCAUUUUUGCAGUGUCCUGAUUUCAGUAUUAAAUGAAAAACCAACUGCCUUUCAUAAGUAAGAGACUGCAUUGAAGCUGUGAGGUUAUUUUAGGCACACACUGGUGCACAGAGCCAGAAAUAGAAAAAAGACAUAUUAUGAAUCACUAUGAGGAACACUAUUGUACUUGGCUGUUUUAAAGUUAAUAGGAUGUUAAUGUCAGAGGAUGUUUCCAUGGUAAUGAGUAUCUCAGCCAUUCAUAGAUUAUUCCCUGAGAUAAAACUUUACAUUUAAAGGUCAAGUGUGUAAUUUAUAUGCCUAAUGAUGACUGUUUCCGAACAGAUUUUCUGAAAAUCUGCUUGGUCAGGUGAUUCAGCCUAAAAUCAACUUCCAGUUAUGCUCACUUGGAUUUAAGUAACUGUCAAAUCUCAUUCAAUAAAAUGCUGGUUACAAUGUUUGCUCCAGCAAAAAGCUUUGGGAGAAAAUUCCAAAUCAAAUUCCUUUUGUUUGUUUUUUUUAUUUUAUUUUUUUAUUAUUAUCUUUUAUUUAUUUUUUUUAUUUUUUUAUUUUUUCAAAUACAACAAUGCAGAGUGUUCUAAUCAGUGUCACUACUAAAUGUAAAUUAAAAGCUAAGCUCAGGAGUGUCUUAAUUAAAAUGAAUAAUUCAGUUUUUACAUUUUGUUUAUGAUGAAUAAAACAUUACAAGAAUAAAUAUCCUGUCCCA